Molecule: messenger RNA, 2057 nt
Organism: Humulus lupulus (European hop)
Lineage: Eukaryota; Viridiplantae; Streptophyta; Magnoliopsida; Rosales; Cannabaceae
Product: protein IQ-DOMAIN 2-like
Exons: 6
Coding region: 252-1709 (485 amino acids)
Molecular function (GO): protein binding
Source: RefSeq, a predicted model, not a curated record
UCAAUGAAAUCUUAUUUGCCAAGAUCUGAUCUUUUUCUUCUUUCCUCUUUACAAAGUGGCUUAGGGGAAAAAAAGAGAGAAAGAGAGAGUCUUGACUACUACUUCCUUAGUCUUCUUCUCAAGUCUGCAAUAAUAUCGUCUCUUUUUGGUUUUGUUUUGAAGAUAGAGAGAGGAGAGCCAAAUCUGUGGAAGUGAACAAAAGGGUUCCUUGAGAUCUACCUCUUUGGGUCAACCAAAGGAAUGAUAAGAAGAUGGGAAGGAAAGGAAAUUGGUUUUCUAAUGUGAAGAAAGCUCUCAGCCCAGAAUCCAAGGAGAAGACAGCCGGGAGAUCAAGUAAAUCGAAAAAGAAAUGGUUUGGGAAGCCAACACACUUGGAUUCUGAUGCUGGCACAGCAGCUUCUGCUGCUGCAUUGCCACCUCUUCCUCCACAAGAAGAGGUGAAAUUAGCGGAUGCAGAAAUUGAACAGUACAACCAUGACAACCCCAUUGCAGUUCACCCUGCUGCAGUGGCUGAGCCUGUGGUUGUUGCUACUCAGACAGCCCCAGAGGUUGUCCCGGCCCCUAGAGUUUCUCGGUUUGCUGGAAAGUUUGGGGAAGAAGCAGCUGCUGUUAAGAUUCAAACAGCAUUCCGAGGAUACCUGGCUAGAAGGGCAUUGCGUGCCUUAAGAGGAUUGGUGAGGCUGAAAUUACUGAUGGAGGGUUCUGUUGUGAAACGCCAAGCCACAAAUACCCUGCGGUGUAUGCAGACUCUGGCUCGAGUGCAGUCUCAAAUUCGAUCGAGGAGGAUCAGGAUGUUGGAGGAGAAUCAGGCUCUCCAAAGACAACUCUUGCAGAAACAUGCGAAAGAGCUUGAGAACUUGCGGCUUGGGGAGGAAUGGGAUGAUAGCUUACAGUCCAAGGAACAAGUUGAAGCAAACCUACUUGGCAAGUAUGAAGCUGCUAUGAGAAGAGAAAGAGCAUUAGCUUAUGCAUUCUCUCAUCAGCAAACCUUGAAGAACAAUUCGAAAUCUGUAAACCCAAUGUUCAUGGAUCCAAGGAAUCCCUCGUGGGGUUGGAGCUGGCUCGAACGAUGGAUGGCUGCUAGACCAUGGGAGAAUCGCAGCGGUGGCACAAUGGAUAAAGAUUCAAACACUGAUGCUUCAUCUGUAAAGAGUCGCAGCAUUUCUGGCGGCGAAAUCAACAAAUCUUAUGCCAAAUACCUUCUCAAUUCCGAAAAGCUUUCCUCCCCUACCGCCAAUCAAAAGCCAAGCAAUAUUGGUUUCCAGUCCCCCUCAACUCCAACCAAGCCAAUUUCUUCGACGCCAUCUAAGAAAGUGAAGUCUGCGAGCCCAAGAGUGAGUAGGGUGCCGGAUGAUGAUAACAGAAGCAUGGUCAGCAUGCAGUCAGAUAGGUUCCGAAGGCAUAGCAUUGCUGGCUCGUCGGUGAGAGAUGACAAGAGCCUUGCUAGCUCUCCUGCACUUCCUAGUUACAUGGUGCCAACUGAGUCUGCAAGAGCCAAGUCCAGGCUGCAAAGUCCAUUUGGAGCUGAGAAAAAUGGGGAACUGGAGAAGGGAUCCUCAGAGACAGCCAAGAAACGGUUGGCGUUCCCACCCUCCCCUGCAAAGCCAAGGCGGCAUUCUGGUCCACCAAGGGUAGACACCAGUUCUAUAAAGUCUGUUGUUACAGUCACAGAAAACAAUGAGAACAGCAGCAAUGGUAUUGGCAGUUAAAUGGUAGUUGAACAAAGGAAGAGGUUCAAAGAAGGAAAAGAAAGGAGGAGAUAGAGAAAUAAAAGGGUUAAAUUUAUUUGUGAAGAAUCUUUUUUAAGAUUGAUUUAAUUUGUAUCAAAUUAUGGGGAAAAUGUUGGGGUGUGGGGGUAAAGUUUAGUUUUUAGGGGGUUAUGUCAUUUGAAUUUUCUUUGUUAUUUGUCACAUAUACCUUUAUUGAUAUAUUUUUUUUUUUUUAAAAAAGUCAGAUUUCAGAACCCAAUCGUGUGACUUGAAUGUAUUAUUAUUGUUACUUAUAAAGAACAGAUUAUCAUUCUAUUGAAUUCAUUACUUUUUUAGAAUUCCAUGUAA